Messenger RNA from Scheffersomyces amazonensis, 1933 nucleotides. Its product is annotated as nucleobase cation symporter-1 family protein. The record is from RefSeq and is a predicted model, not a curated record. Gene Ontology annotation, biological process: transmembrane transport; nucleobase transport. The transcript has a single exon. Lineage: Eukaryota; Fungi; Ascomycota; Pichiomycetes; Serinales; Debaryomycetaceae. Gene Ontology annotation, molecular function: nucleobase transmembrane transporter activity. The coding region runs from base 234 to 1913 and encodes 559 amino acids. Gene Ontology annotation, cellular component: plasma membrane.
AUAUCUCAAUUAUACAUUGAUCGGUAUUUAUACUGAGUUUUAGCCAAAGUUUUAGACGAUAAUUUAACUGUCCGUAAAUGCGGAGUGAUAACAUUAUUGAAAAAUUCUUGGCUCCUCGGUUGCGAAAACCUUUAAUAUUAUAUAUAAUAUAUAAGUUGUUGAAAUAUCCAAAUAAUUUGUAUGAAUCCGUUGAUAUCCUAUAAUCUUAGAUUUUAUUUCACGCUAUUGAUGUCAUGACUUCUAUAUUUAAGAAACUUCAAGUUAAACCAGAUGGAGAUAUAGCCACCGUAGAUUUCUUAAGAAAUAGAGAUUUAAUUCCAAUGGGACCUCCACGACGUCUAUGGGGUUAUCAGGCAUUUUUCAGUUAUUGGACUUUGGUUGAUUGUUGUAUUGUCAUUUGGGCCGCUGCUGCUUCCUUAUUAUCAAUUGGUUUAAAUGUAAAGGAAACAAUCGGUAUAGUCAUUAUUGGUAACUGUAUUGUUGCUACAUUGUCUUGUUUGAACUCAGCUCCAGGAUAUUAUUAUCACAUAGGAUUUACAGUUUCUCAAAGAAUACUAUUUGGAAUAAGAGGUAGUUACUUUGGAAUUGCUAUGAGAACUAUUUUAAGUAUUGUUUGGUACGCUAGUCAAGCAUGGUUAGGAGGGUUGUGCUUAGGAUUAAUAUUCAGUUGUUUUUCUAAGAAAUAUUUAUACAUGGAAAAUACUUUUCCUGAGUCUGUUCAUAUGAGUACUAGGGACUUUAUUUCAUUCUUAAUAUUUCAUUUAAUAUCCAUUCCGAUUCUUUGUAUAAAACCAGAAAAAAUAACACAUUUCUUGAAAUUUGCUGCUGCUGCUACAUUCUUUGGAAUGCUUGGAACUUUUAUUUGGGCAAUUAAUAAGGGAGGUUUGGGUCCUUUAGUAUCUGCUCCUUCAAAUUUUGAGACAACAGCAGAUCAUGCUUGGGCAUGGAUUUAUGGUAUAACUUCAUGGGUUGGUUCAAUAUCGGCUGGUAUUACAAAUCUGUCUGAUUUCACAAGGUUCUCAAAAACUAGAUGGGUUAGUAUUGCUCCUACCACAAUUAGUCUUUUAGUAAUGGGUACUAUUAUUCCAGUUUUUGGGAUAUUAUCAGGAUCAGCAACUACAGCAAUUUAUGGGGAAGCUAUUUGGCAACCAAAUAAAAUUGCAGAGAAAUGGUUACUUGAAGACUAUAGUGCAACUUCAAGAGCAGGUGCAUUCUUUGCUGGAGUUAGUUUUCUUUGUAGUCAAUUAGCCUUGAAUUUAGUGGGUAAUGGUAUUGCUGGAGGUAUGGAUAUGGCUGGGUUGUUUCCUCACUACAUCAACGUGAGAAGGGGUGCCCUUGUAACUGCUCUUGUUUCUUGGGUUAUUCAACCUUGGUUAUUCUAUAAUACGUCCUCCACAUUUGUAGUAGUCAUGGCUUCCUUUUCUAUUUUCAUGGCACCAAUUAUUGGAAUCUUAGUUUCGGAAUUUUGGAUAAUUAGAAGAAAACACCUAAAGUUAUCUGAUUUGUAUAGCAUGAAACCAUCGGGGAAUUAUUGGUAUUGGAAAGGUAUAAAUGUGAAAUCCUAUGUCAUUUUCUUUAUUGUUUCUACACCAGCACUUCCUGGAUUAAUCCAUGGUGCUAAUCCAAAUAUUAAGAUCAGUAAAGGUUUACACAAUUAUUAUAAUGGUAAUUGUAUAUUCGGAUUCUUUAUUGCCGUACUAUUAAAUCUUGUAAUAAGUUAUAUUUUCCCAGCUAAAGGAAUUCACGAAACAGACGAUGCAGAUUAUUUCGAUACCUUCACUAAAGAAGAAUGUGAAGAAUUAGGAAUUAUACCUUAUUCGGAAAUAGAUCAUGAUGCUGAUGUUGAUGUUGAUGUUGAUGUUGAUAUAGUUUCUGAAAUCGUAUCACCUUAUAAAGAAUCGGAAAAGGUAUAAUAAUUGUAUUUAAUUCGGUU